AUGCCCAUCGUUACCGUCGACAAGCAGCGCCUCUUUGAGGCAUUAGAAAGAGAGUACACUUCCGAGGAGUUCAAUGAACUCUGCUUCCGUUUCGGUAUCGAACUCGAGGAAGACACCUCGGAAAACGAUCCCUCGGAAAAGGGUGAAGGUGAACGUGCUCAGCUCAAGAUUGAUAUCCCUGCCAACAGAUAUGAUUUGUUGUGCGAAGAAGGUCUUGCACAGGCUUUGCGUGUGUUUGAAGGCAAGUGCAAACCACCAGCGUACAAGCUUGUCAAGCCCGCCAGUGGCAAAUUGGAACAAGUCAUUGUUAAGCCAGAGACCGCUCAAAUCCGUCCUGCUAUUGUCGCCGCUAUUCUUCGCGACAUUACUUUCACUCAAGCAAGCUAUGACAGCUUCAUUGAUCUCCAAGAUAAGCUCCACAACAACAUUUGCCGAAAACGCACGCUUGCUUCGAUGGGUACACAUGAUCUAGAUACUAUUCAAGGUCCCUUCACAUACGAAGCACUGCCACACAAGGAUAUCAAAUUUGUUCCUCUUAACCAGACUGUGGAGUUGGAUGGCGAUUCAUUGAUGGAGUUCUAUGAGAACGACAAGAAUUUGGGUCGCUACCUUCAUAUCAUUCGCGACUCACCUGUCUAUCCUGUCGUAUACGAUGCCAACCGCACUGUCUGCUCGCUUCCUCCUAUCAUCAACUCUGAACACUCAAAGAUCAAAUUGACCACAAAGAACGUCUUUAUCGAAAUCACAGCCACUGACGAGCACAAAGCCACCAUUGUUCUCAACACCUUGGUUGCCAUGUUCUCUCAAUACUGCGCCAAGCCCUUCACUGUCGAACCUGUAGAGAUCGUAUAUCCCGAUGGUGCUGUUAAGCAGAUGCCAAAGAUUGAGUCCUGGCGCGCCACUGCCAAGGUAGACUACAUCAACUCAUGUGCUGCCUUGGACCUGAGCGGUGAUGACAUUUGUCGAUUGUUGGAAAAGAUGAGUUUGGAAGCCGAGAUCAACCCUAGCGACACCAACGAAGUACUUGUGGACGUUCCCCCAACGCGUUGGGACAUUUUGCAUGCAGCCGAUAUCAUGGAAGACGUUUGCAUCUCAUACGGCUACGACAACUUGCCAAAGAAAAUGCCUGGUGUCACCACCUUUGGCUCUGCGUUGCCGGUGAAUAAAUUGGCGGACCAUGCUCGUCGUGAGUUGGCUAUGGCGGGCUUCACUGAAGUUGCACCUCUCAUUCUAUGCUCGCACGACGAAAACUUCAAGUUUUUGAACCGCAAGGAUGAUGGCACGACUGCUAUCAAGUUAGCUAACCCAAAGACGAUUGAAUACCAAGUCGUUCGCACUUCGCUUUUGCCUGGUGUGCUCAAGACUAUCAACAAUAACAAGAAGUUGCCUCUGCCUAUCAAGGUCUUUGAGGUGUCGGAUAUUGGCUUGAAGGAUGAAUCGCGUGAACGUAGAACACGUAAUGAACGCCAUGUGUGCGCUGCUUACAUGUCCAAGACUUCUGGUUUCGAAGUCAUCCAUGGUCUGCUUAACCGCAUGAUGGAAAUGCUCAGCACCAAGCUUAUCUCUAAAACUAGCAAGGAACUGGGUUACUGGAUUGUGGAAUCUGAACACGCCACAUAUUUCCCUGGCCGUUCUGCAGAUAUCCACUUGCGCUAUUUAACCGAGCAGGGCGAACGCAAGGAACUUGUGAUUGGUUCCUUCGGCGUGCUUCACCCUGAGGUCCUCAACAACUUUGAAUUAACUCAUCCCGCCACUGUCCUUGAAUUUAACCUUGAGCCUUUUGUUUAA
Messenger RNA from Zychaea mexicana, 1788 nucleotides. RefSeq names its product beta subunit of phenylalanyl-tRNA synthetase. Gene Ontology annotation, cellular component: phenylalanine-tRNA ligase complex; cytoplasm. Bases 1 to 1788 code for a protein of 595 amino acids. NCBI's taxonomy places the organism in Eukaryota, Fungi, Mucoromycota, Mucoromycetes, Mucorales, Lichtheimiaceae. The transcript is spliced from 9 exons. Gene Ontology annotation, molecular function: RNA binding; magnesium ion binding; phenylalanine-tRNA ligase activity. Gene Ontology annotation, biological process: phenylalanyl-tRNA aminoacylation. The record is from RefSeq and is a predicted model, not a curated record.